AUGCAAGAGGCACUAGGCAUGCCAACAAUAUUCUUUACGCUUAGUGCUGCUGAUACUCAAUGGCCAGAGCUUCAGGACUUGAUGCGUCACUAUCGGCCAAACGCUAACCAAGACAGGGCCAGUGAGAGAAUAAAGGCGGUCAUUGAAAAUCCUCAUUUGACCGAUUGGUUCUUUUUGCACAGAGCAGAAAAAUUUAUGCGAUACUUUUUGCAAAACAGUCUUGGUGCUGUAGAUUUCUGGGCACGCAUUGAGUAUCAGCACAGAAGGAGUUCUCAUUUGCAUGGUGUGGCAUGGCUGGCCGAUGCUCCACAUUCUGAUAAGAUAAGUUCAGAGUGGGCAUGCAUGCACAGAGCAUCCGAGUCGGGCGAAGCCGAAGCCACUAGCGAAAAAAUGAGAAGGGCAGAGGACAUUGCACAGGAGGUGUAUGACUUUGCUGAUGCCCUGGUAACUACGUGGAAUCCCACGUUGAAUGAAACGGGAGAGGGUCACAUGCCUCGAGCAGAAAUGCACCCCUGUCACAAACGACAUAGAGAUGUGACCGACGAAGAGCAGGAUUAUGCUGAACUAAUAGCCAAUGUGCAGAGGCAUACGAAAUGCUCAACGGCUUACUGUCUUCGCCGUGCUAAACGUAAGAGGACCUCUGCCCUAGCAGGAGACAACGAUCAUGGCAGUGAAAACGAGCUACAGUGCCGUUUUAAGUUUCCCAAAGUCUUGUCAAGUAGAACACAUUUUGAACUACAAGACAAGCUGCCAGAGCUUGUUACGCGGCGAAAUGAUUCUCGCAUUAAUGGGCAUAACCGGGCUCAAUUGACAGGCUGGCGGGCUAAUGUUGACAUGCAGGUGUGUGUCAAUGCAGAAAUGGUGUCUAAGUACAUGACCAAAUAUGCCAGCAAGAGUGAAGGCAUGUCUGAACCUCUAAAAAAGACUUUCGAAGUUAUAGUAGAGGACUUGAAAGACGAUGAUCAUCCAAAGAAAGCCGUCCAAAAGCUAAUGACAAGGUCUGCAGUAGAGCAUGACUACUCGGUACAGGAAACGUGCCAUCACCUUACGGGUGAGAAGUUAGUAGUAUGCAGUAGAACGAUUUUACGUGUAAACGUUGAUGGUCAGCAUGAAGUCGAUGUGGCACAAGAUAAGCAGGCUACAAUUUCAAGUGCCAUGGAGCACUUCGUAAACAGGCCAAAAAUACGAUUUCAAAAGGGGCGUCUUGUCAAACGCAACAAAAAGGCUGUCAUUCGUUACGUUCCUGAAGUAAAGGCUGCACUUCCAAAUGAUUUGGAAAAGUAUGAAACUUACUGCUCUAGGCAGCUGGUAAAAUAUAAACCUUUUCGCUGCCCAGAAGAACUGACCGCUGAUUUUGGUGGUAGUACAGUUGCUUCGUGGGAAGAAUGGCAGGGCUAUUGUUCUGACGACCUGACUCGUCGGAUUUGUUUUGCUCAGGACGUUGAAAGGACAACAGAUCGCGACGAAGUAGAAAUCGACGGUGACAAUCUAGCACCCUGCGAUGUUGAUGAAAAUGGUACGUGCAAUAAUAGAUGGCACGCAGUAGAAGACUGGAUGGUAUUGUGUCAGUUAGAUGCUGACUUUUCAGAAUCUCCAGAGAACGAACAGGGUUCUGAUAGUAAUACCGAUUGGACAGCAUCUGCUGUGAAUUUUCCUGAUGCCCAAGAAUCCAUAACAUUUAUUGCUCGUAAUAAAUCUGAACACGGUGUAGUUGAUCAGAACGUUGACCUGUGCGACUAUAAUCCUGAUUUCUUACUAGGCAAUCAGCGAGUUGCAUAUGACAUUGUCAAAUGCCAUUUCGAAAAACUUAAACCAGGGUCUGUCGCCGGAUCCACUUCGAUGUGUCAUAUGUGGAACGGCUGGUACCGGUAA
Messenger RNA from Corticium candelabrum, 1872 nucleotides. RefSeq lists its product as uncharacterized. Lineage: Eukaryota; Metazoa; Porifera; Homoscleromorpha; Homosclerophorida; Plakinidae. The record is from RefSeq and is a predicted model, not a curated record. The coding region runs from base 1 to 1872 and encodes 623 amino acids. The transcript has 2 exons.